Messenger RNA from Epinephelus fuscoguttatus (brown-marbled grouper), 625 nucleotides. RefSeq names its product cytochrome c oxidase subunit 7A-related protein, mitochondrial (gene cox7a2l). Lineage: Eukaryota; Metazoa; Chordata; Actinopteri; Perciformes; Serranidae. Bases 69 to 416 code for a protein of 115 amino acids. The transcript has 3 exons. Gene Ontology annotation, biological process: mitochondrial respirasome assembly; regulation of oxidative phosphorylation; mitochondrial electron transport, cytochrome c to oxygen. The record is from RefSeq and is a predicted model, not a curated record.
AGCAGGAAGACCCUUCACCGGGAGGUUUUUGUUUUGAGUGACACCUUCCCCCGUCCUUCAGCGGAAAAAUGUACUACAAGUUCAGCGGUUUUACCCAGAAACUGACGGGAUCUGCUCCCACAGCCGCCUACAGCCCUCAGGGGCUGAGGCCAACUGUGCCAGCAGAGUCCCCAGCCAUGAUCUUUGCCACACCCACCAAGGUGGUGUCAGAGGCCGGGGCCACGGUGGAAUACCUGGGAACAAACCGGGUUCCUGACCUACAGAGGUUAUUCCAGACAUCAGACGGUAUCCCCAUUCAUUUGAAGCGUGGAGUUCCCGACAAACUACUGUACCGCACCACCAUGGCUCUCACUGUGGGAGGCGCUCUCUACUGUCUGGUGGCUCUUUACUUCGCAGCGCAGCCCAGCAACAAGUGACCAACAUGGACAGCUCUUGGAUCUUUCUGUAACACUUCCUGACAUGGGCGCUGCUGCAAUUUAACGACCCAACAUUCCCAGCUGCCAUCUGCCCUCGCCAUGCCACCUCUUGGGACUGUAAUCACUGUCGGAACAUCACGCUCAAUGAUAACAACAAUAAUGUCUUUGUAAAUCAAAUGUCUAUGUUAAUAAAUUUUAGGUAAAACACG